This is a messenger RNA of Ophidiomyces ophidiicola, 1026 nucleotides long. RefSeq lists its product as uncharacterized. The transcript is spliced from 6 exons. NCBI's taxonomy places the organism in Eukaryota, Fungi, Ascomycota, Eurotiomycetes, Onygenales, Onygenaceae. The record is from RefSeq and is a predicted model, not a curated record. The coding region runs from base 1 to 1026 and encodes 341 amino acids.
AUGCUCUACCGCAGAGUGGGAGAUUCCGGGCUGUAUGUCUCGGUCAUCGGCCUGGGCGAGUGGCUCACGCUGGGAGGCCAGGUCGACGAGGAAGGCACCUUGCGCUGCAUGAAGCAGGCAUACGACCUGGGCAUCAAUUUCUUCGAUGCAGCCGAGAAAUACUCAACCGGCCAGCUGGAGGUCGCUCUGGGCCGUGCCAUCAAGCGGUUCAGCUGGAAACGCAGCCGGCUAGUGAUCAGCACAAUGAUCAACUAUGGCGCAGCAAACGGCGAGACCUCCGUCAACGACCAUACGCUCUCGCGCAAGCACGUUAUCGAAGCAACCAUCGCUUCCCUCAAGCGGUUGGACCUGGAGUACGUCGACAUCGUGCGUGCUCAUCGCCCAGACCAGAUGACCCCCAUGGAGGAGACAGUCCGUGCCUUCAACUACCUCAUCGAAAACGGGCUGGCCUUUUACUGGGGCACGUCCAUGUGGUCUGCAGACGAGAUUGCGGAGGCUUGCCGCAUUGCAAAGGUGUUCGGGCUUGCGGCGCCUAUCGUCGAGCAGCCGGUGUACAACCUCCUCGAUCGCCAAAAGGUCGAUGGAGAGUUCCAUCGCCUAUACUCCAAAUACGGCAUGGGCCUGGUCACUACCUCGCCCUUGAAAAACGGCGUGUUAGCCGCUGAUCUUACGCCCGCUCAGCCGACGAGCAGAGUGAGGUUCGCAGACAUGGCGGAUGGCCAGCACGGCGUCUCAGCCAACAGACCGCCCACCCAUGAGAACACCGCCUAUUCUCGAAAAGUUGAGAGGCUCAAGCCAGUAGUGGACAGGCUGGGGGUGAGAGUGGCCCACUUGGCACUGGCAUGGUGUCUCAAACACGACAAUGUGGCUUCAGUGCUAAUAGGAGCAUCGCACCCGGGACAGGUUGUCGACAGUGUGCAGGCCUUGAGGGUGCUGUCACGCCUGACGACCGAGGUGAUGGCGGACAUCGACAGGGCCAUGCGCAACAAGCCAGUGAUCGACAGCAGCCAUCGAGAUAGGGACUAG